Messenger RNA from Scophthalmus maximus (turbot), 4884 nucleotides. It is a transcript of the gene prdm11, whose product is annotated as PR domain containing 11. The record is from RefSeq and is a predicted model, not a curated record. Gene Ontology annotation, molecular function: protein binding. NCBI's taxonomy places the organism in Eukaryota, Metazoa, Chordata, Actinopteri, Pleuronectiformes, Scophthalmidae. The transcript is spliced from 7 exons. The coding region runs from base 451 to 3723 and encodes 1090 amino acids.
AAGAGACAACAGAAAACCGACAACAGACAAGACAACUGACAACAGAAAACCGUCAAGAGACAACAGAAAACCGACAAGAGACAACCGACAACAGACAAGACAACUGACAACAGAAAACCGUCAAGAGACAACUGAAAACUGACAAGAGACAACUGACAAGACAAGAGACAACCGUCAAGAGACAACUGACGAGACAAGAGACAACCGUAAAGAGACAACUGACGAGACAAGAGACAACCGUCAAGAGACAACUGACAAAAGACAACUGACAAGAGACAACUGAUAACAGACAACUGACAACCGACAACCGACACAAAGUUCCAGACAAGUCGAGUUCUCCACCGUCUGUAGAGAGUUCCCUGCAGAGCAGAUGUGAGACUGAGGAGGAUCCAGAUGUUCAGAGGCUGAAGUGGACGACGCUCUGGGUCGGGUCUCCGUCAUGGUUCCACCAUGAGCGAGCAGCCGCCGGACCUCUGGUUCUGUGAGGAGUGUCAGGACCAUUUCCAGGAGGAGUGUCCGUCGCACGGGCCCCCUCUGUUUGUCCCUGACAGGCCCGCAGCCCUGGGGCAGGCCAACAGGGCGGCGCUCACGGUCCCACCAGGCCUGGAGGUCUUCACCGAGGGGGGCCGGGUGGAUGUGCGCUGCGUGGAUGCAACCAUCCCCAAGGGGGCAGUGUUUGGUCCGUACGAGGGACAGCUGGUGUCCAAAGACAAAUCCUCUGGCUUCUUCUCCUGGAUAGUUGUUGAUUUAAACAACACGUAUCAGUCCAUCGAUGGCAGCGAUGAGACCAGAGCCAACUGGAUGAGAGAUCCUGGAUGUUUCCUAAGGAUGGUUCUGACCUGCAGGUUUGUCCGGACCUCGUCGGAGGACAGCGACAGGAACCUGACGGCGUUUCAACACAGUAAAAGCAUCUACUUCAGAGUCUGUCGGCGGCUGGAGGCCGGACACAAGCUCAGGGUUUGGUACAGCGACGACUACGUCCAACGGCUUCACUGUGUUUCACAGGAGAGCAUCGACCGCAACCUGCACUCAGAUACCGGGAAGCCUGCAGUCCUGCCCAACGCUCAGAAAGACUUCAAAUCUCCCUGCCUGCAGUCAGCUCUGCAGGGCAAACUCUGCCCCGGUAAACAACCCAGUGAAGAGUGCGACGGUCAGCCGCCUACCAAGAGGAAGAAGAUCGACCUCAUCUUCAAAGACGUCCUAGAAGCUUCUCUAGAGGACCCUAGCAAGUCCAGAUCCCAGUCUUCCCUACGCAGCGAGUGCAAAGUACCAGUGCUUGGUUCGGGGCUGAACUCGUCCACAAGCAGCUCCAAAGUCCCCAACUUUGGAACUCCUAACCUGAAGGUGGAGGAGGAAGAGGAGGAGAAGCAGGAGCCCUCCACCUCCUUCUGCCCCAACUGUGUGAAGCUGAAGAGGAGGAUCCUGGAGCUGGAGGAGGAGCUUUCCCGUCUCAGAGGAGAACAGGCAGACGUGGUCGGGCCACCGAUGUCUGAGCAGACCCCGUCCCAACAGGAUCAGGUCCCGCCCCACCCUGAGCAAGGACCCGUCGAAGACUUUCAAGGGACGGAGCCCUUGACGCCCUCUCAGGUGGUUCUGGAUGAAGACGACCAGGACAUGGACUCGGCUGACGAGUACAUUGCUGCAGAUCUUGUGAUUUCUCCAGAGGACUCUUCGAAGCUUUCCGCUGGAGGAGGCCGACGGAUACGUCGUUUCAAGCAAGAGUGGCUCAAAAAGUUCUGGUUCCUUCGCUAUUCGCCGACCCUGAAUGAGAUGUGGUGCCACGUCUGCCGCCAGUACACCGUCCAGUCGUCCAGAACCUCUGCCUUCAUCAUUGGCUCCAAGCAGUUCAAGAUCCACACCAUCAAGCUCCACAGUCAGAGCAACCUCCAUAAGAAGUGUCUGCAGCUGUACAAGCUGCGCAUGCACCCAGAGAAGACAGAGGAGAUGUGCAAGAACAUGAUGCUGCUGUUCAACGCAGCUUACCACUUAACCCUGGAGGGACGGCCCUUCUCCGACCUCCGGCCACUCGCAGAGCUGCUGAAGAAGUGUGAGCUCAAAGUGGUGGAUCAGUACAUGAAUGAAGGAGACUGCCAGAUUCUCAUCCACCACAUCUCCCGGGCUUUAAAAGAAGACCUGACUGAAAAGAUGCGACUGUCGCCCUUUCUGAGCAUCAUCAUGGACGCCCAAAAUGACGACCUCUUCUCAGACAUGGUGGCAGUCUAUGUCCAAUUCAUAACCAACGAGGGCUCACCCAACACAGAGUUCCUGUCCUUGCAGAGGCUGAGCAUGGCAAGUGUGGACGGAUAUCUCCAGGCCAUAGAUCGAGCAUUUGGGGUUCUGGGCCUCAGAUUUCAGGACUUGCUGGUGGUGGGUCUGGGGGUGGACGGUACUAACAUCUCUUCAGGAAUGAGAGCCAACUUUUACAUAACUGUACAAAAGACUUUCCCCUGGAUCCUCUGCCUUCCCAUCAUGAUCCACCGGCCUCAUCUUGAAGUCCUGGAUGCCAUCAGUGGAAAGGAGCUCUCAUGCCUGGAGGACCUGGAGAACAACCUCAAGCAGCUCCUCAGUUUCUACCGCUACUCGCCUCGUAUGAUGGCCGAGCUCCGGUCAACUGCUCCGACACUGUCAGAGGAGACGGAGUUCCUCGGAGACAUCAGAGCAAUCCGAUGGAUUAUAGGAGAACCAAACGUCCUCAAUGCGCUCAUCAAAGAUUACCUGGAGGUAGUUGCCCAUCUGAAGGAGAUCAGCAGCCAGACACAAAGAGCUGAUGCUGCAGCCAUCGCUCUCACUCUCCUCCAGUUCCUCAUGGACUAUCAGUCGGUGAAGCUCAUCUACUUCCUCCUGGACAUCAUAGCAGUUCUUUCACGGUUAGCCUUCACCUUCCAGGGAGAGUACCUGCUGGUGUCGCAGGUGGAAGCCAAAAUUGAGGAGGCCAUUCAGGAGAUAGGCCAGUUGGUCGACUGCCCUGGAGAGUAUCUGCAGGAGUUUGAGGAAAAUUUCCGUGAAAGUUUCAACGGCGUUGCUCUGAAGAAUCUGCGUGUUGCCGAGUCCAAGUUUCAGUCGAUUCGAGAAAAGAUCUGCAACAAAAGCCAAGGCAUCCUGUCUCAGAGGCGGGAUCUGCAGAGCAGGUCAUUUGCAAGAGCCUGCAAGGUCCUGGACCUGUCCAGCUGGCCUCAUAACCAGCAGGACCUUCAGGCCUACGGGGAGGAGGAAAUCCAGUUGAUAUUCAACCAUCUGGAGUCCAUUCCUUCUGCAGGCCAGGACAGCUCCCAGGCCAGGAAGGAGGCCAGAGGCUCCCUGGUGGUGGAAUGGAAGGAUCUGAAAGCAGAUUACUUCAGCAUGAACGGUUUCAAAGAAGUCAUCGGACACAUCUGCCGGUACAAGCAGCGUUUUCCUCUGCUGAACCGGAUUGUGCAGGUUGUCAGGGUGCUGCCCAGUUCCACGGCUUGCUGCGAUAAAGGAAGAGGGUCUCUGCAGAAGAUGUGUAAGAACAAUCGUUCCCGGCUGACCCUGGAGCAGAUGAACGAUCUGCUGACCGUGGCAGUUAACGGACCGCCCAUCACAAGCUUUGACGGGAAGCGAGCGCUGGACAGCUGGUUUGAGGAGAAGUCCGGUAACAGUUACUCUCUGUCGGCCGAGGUGCUGAACAGGAUGUCGGCUGCUGAUCAGAAGCCUGUUUUGCACAGCGUUGACGUCAACACAGAACUUUACCCUGACGUCUAACUGGCACAUCCAGUAGUGUUAGCACAUCGACACACUGAGCUAACACCAAAGAGGGAAGUGAGGCGACACCAGGGAGACUUGAACCUGCUGUUUCCACGGAGUAGACGGAAAUAUUAUGAAGCUUGGUUCAUCUGGUUGAUGCUAAGUGAUGCUGAGCUUCAGUAUAGUUAUUGUCACCUUGACUCGUUCAUAAAACUUCGAACACUUCCUGCUCUGACUUUUCACCAUCACUGUUCCUUGUUUCUAAGCAACCGACUGCAGAGGAGACAAUCUACUUCCUGUUUACACCACAUGACCAGUGUAGGUGAACGGUCAUGCUGUAGUUUUGAAAUGAAAACAAAAAUGUAGAGCCUGCAGACGUGUGUGAAUCAGACCGACGCAGCCCCGCUCCACACCGUACGUACUGUACAAACUGUAUAUACUGUAAAUGCUUUUGAGCCUGUUUCUAAAGAUUUCUGAGUAUUUUUCUCUUGAAUUGAUGAUUGUGCCAUAACGACUGAAUGCGAGAAGAGAACGGUGCUCUGCCACGAUGCCAUCUGCUGUUUAUUUGUUUUACUGCAGCAUAUGAAAUAUUUUAAAUGUUAUUUUGAACUUUGCUGUAACGUCAGUCCAAAGAUCGGGCUUCAAAUAUUUCAGAUACAUUUUGAAAAACUGCGCCAUGAUGUUCAACUGCUUUUAGCGCUGAAGAAGUAUUUUAUCAUUUUCCUUAUUAUAUCCUAUUAUAUAUUAUAUUUCCUUAUUAUAAUUAUUGUUAUUGUUAUGAGACGUCUGUUUAAGGCUGAUUCAAGGUAAGAUGUUGGGAAUAAGAUGAGCGGAGCCCGACCACGUUUAUUCUGUUAUUAUAAAAGAAAAUUCAAUGAGCUUUGUUUCCUUUGUUCAGACGAAUCGUUUCCUAUUCAAGACGUAUUGUGUGUGUGUGUGUCGUCUGCACGUGGUUAUUAAUGUUUCAACUGUUGGUUUGAUCUCACCUCAGUUUUCUUUCCGCUGCAGCUUUGAUUCAAACACUUUUGACUUAUGAAUGCUGAUAUUUUGUGCUUCGCCUUAUUCUGAGUUAUUGGACGUCAAGAUGGCGAAGUUGAAAAUCUGAUUGUAAUCUGAUUAUCUGACUCCAGAUGCUGAACUCUGAGAUUCUCACAAAACAAAUAAAAUGUGGUUUCUUUA